AUGAAUAAACAAAUAUUAAUCACCAGUAUCUUGGGCAUCUGUGCAUACAGGAAAGGACUAUAUCGUCAUGAAGUGGCUAUAGCGCACCUAGUGUUUUCUAUCAUCAGUGCACUUGCCUCUAUUGGUGGACUGGUCAUGACGAUCAUAUCAUUGGUUGGGAUGACUGCUACAAUCGUCCAUCAAUUUCAAAAUGGCCUAAGUAUUGGUCAGGCUGCUCAAGCAGUCACAGCCAUAGCUUAUGCUGGUACUGCCUUGGCUACUGCAGUUUACAUUUUCUUCUUUUACUAUUGCAUACAUGGUGCGGUUAUCUUUUGCAAGGUGCCAAGGAAAUUGUUAAACAAUAGAUACACCAACCUUUCAACCAUGCCGGUACCUUUGCAAGAAGAUGCUGUAGCAGCAACUGGAUACGUCAGAAAUCCAGCGCAAGUGCCUUCUGUCAAUUAUAAUUAG
Trichoplax adhaerens is the source of this 450-nucleotide messenger RNA. RefSeq lists its product as uncharacterized. The transcript has 4 exons. Bases 1 to 450 code for a protein of 149 amino acids. NCBI's taxonomy places the organism in Eukaryota, Metazoa, Placozoa, Uniplacotomia, Trichoplacea, Trichoplacidae. The record is from RefSeq and is a predicted model, not a curated record.